Artibeus jamaicensis (Jamaican fruit-eating bat) is the source of this 12170-nucleotide messenger RNA. It is a transcript of the gene RICTOR, whose product is annotated as RPTOR independent companion of MTOR complex 2. The transcript is spliced from 34 exons. Gene Ontology annotation, cellular component: TORC2 complex. Gene Ontology annotation, biological process: positive regulation of phosphatidylinositol 3-kinase/protein kinase B signal transduction; TORC2 signaling. The record is from RefSeq and is a predicted model, not a curated record. Gene Ontology annotation, molecular function: protein serine/threonine kinase activator activity. NCBI's taxonomy places the organism in Eukaryota, Metazoa, Chordata, Mammalia, Chiroptera, Phyllostomidae. Bases 3145 to 7881 code for a protein of 1578 amino acids.
GAAUAAUUAAGGAAUACUCUUGUUACUUUUCUCUUUCACUUCAAUCAUUUGGAACAUUUUUGUUUUAUUUUUUUCUUUCUUUUUAAAUAUCUUUUUUCCCUGUCUUUCCAGUCCAAGCAGUCUUUCUGAUUUUUAAUUCUGUAAUUAUCUAUGUAGUUUUUCACUGCUCAGCUCUUGCUUUUCAUUAUCCUAUUUAAAUUCUAAGUCAUCAUUUUCCUCAUCUCUCAUUUCUUUAUCCAUGGAACAAGAGGUUAAUAUAUCAGUUUCUUUUAUUUGUUUUUUUACAGUUGAAAAAAGAUUCAUUUAAGGAAAUUAUUUGCCCUUGAUUCAUAGCAAGACAUUUCCAGAUCCAAUGCAAGACCUUAGUUCUUUGGAUUUCCAAACCUGUAUUGACCCACAGUUGUUUUUGUUAUUAAGCACAAUCUGUUUACCUUGGCAUGCAGAGCCAACUUCUGGUCCAGCUAAGUAGGACCUGUCUCAUUGUGCCAUUAUUCAUGUAGACUAGUUUCCUAUGCCACUCUUACCAUUAUUGCUUUCUUAUUCUUUUCACUUUGUAUUAUUUUUAUUUAUUUAUUUAUUGUGUUGUUGUUGUUUAAUUACAGUUGUCUGCAUCUACCACCCACCAGUCCCCCCAUCCCAGCCAUCCCCCCUCCCUCCCUUUCAUUUUUAUGUUUUCUACGCUGUAUUUUUUUCAGUCUCAGCUCAGAUUUCAGAUACUCCCCUUCCAGGUCUUCUGUCUUUCUAAUUCCUUUAUAGCAGUUUAUGAACUAUUACCUACUCAUGAUCUUUAAUUUAUUGGGUUGGCCAAAAGACACAUUUUUUAUUUUCACCAAUAACUUUAUUGAUUUGGGUAUUUUGAGUGUGUUGGUUGUCUCCCACUAUUGGUUUCUAUGGGUAGAGGCCAGGGGUGCUGCUAAACAUCUUCCAAUGCAUAAGACAGCCCCACAGCAAAGAAUUAUUGGCUAAAAUGUCAGUACUACCAAAAAAACUGUGCAAAUCACUUCUGAUUCAUUCAAUCACUCACAGCACCUUCUCCAUACACUGCACAAAUUUCCUUUUGCAGUUUAGUUGUGUUUUUACCUUUCUUGAAAUAAUAAAACAUAAUACGCCAAAAAUGUUGCAUAUUUUCUUCCAUCAUCAGUAUUAAAAUGGCUGCACAAAAACUCACCAGUUUGAUGAGGCUUUUUUUAAUGUUCACUGAUAUGAUAGCUGUCACAGUACAAUCUAACAAAAUCAUUUCAAAUGAAGUUAAAGACAACUAAGUGCUAGUAGAUCCAUCUUACGGAAAAACAAACUUUUUGGCCAACCAGGUGUAUCUCUCCUGUCAUGCCCAAAAAGAUGAGUAAACUUUUAUUUCAGUAGAAAUAAAUUCUAUGACAUUUUUGAGUAUUCAAUGAUUUAUGAGAAAAGUAUUUUCUCAUUUGCAUAGAAUUUAAGUUUUUUUGCAUGUAUUUCCCACAAAACAGAGAUUUCAUUGGUAAAAAAAAUGAAUUACAGGUAUCCUUUUCAUAAAUAUCCUUUUUUAUAACACUUUAGCUUUAUAGAGGAGGAUUUUAUACUUUAAAUUCUAGAAAGCAUUGGGUUAUACACAUCCUUUUUUACAAAUGAGGAAACAAAAGCAUUGAGAAGAUUGAUUUGGCCAAGAUGACAGUUUACUAAUUGAGAUUGAGCUCCGAAAGCCACUCAACCUGGUUUCCUAGCUAGCUCUUUUCAGAGUACAUUAUGUUUUAUUUUGGGGAGAAGUUUUCUCAGUUCCUUAUAAGCAUAAUAAUAAUAAUAAGCAUAAUAAGUAUUAAAAUAUAAAUUAAUAUCAUAAGGGUUAGAAUUUCCUCAUCCAGGAAGAUCAGUUUUUUAUACCUCCUUUUUCUUUUCUUUCUCUCUUUGUCCAACAUUUUUGAUUAAUGGAAAAUACUGAUUCAGAAAUGAAUGUGAAAACUUUUGUCAAUUCUAUAGUUACUGGAAAUCUAUUUUGUGGUUGUCUAUUCUAUUAUUUUAUUUGAACUUUGUAAUAUUAUAUAAUGCUACUUAAACAACAUAAACCAUUUAUAAGUACGCGAGCCAAUACAGGUUGUUCCUUUGGCCCUUUAUAAUAGGAAUUAACUGGGUAUCUUUAAUUCAUUUAUAUUAUAUCUUCUAAUUGUUUCAUAGCACAAGUCUCACUUUUGAAUAGGAUUGUAAGUGUAAUAAAAUCCAGGACAGGAUGUUAAUUAUCCCUAAUACUUUAUCACCACCCAGACAGAAGAAAAUGUUUUCUUCUACUUUCCACUUCAAGGGCUUAUUUUGCAAUACUUCAUCUAUCAGAUAGUCUUUAUUUAUUACACAGUCAUUGACUACACAAUGUGUUUCCUUUGUGUUUUGCAAACUGAAGAUAAAUGUAUGUUACCUUUUUUCAGUUUUCCAAAUAUGUUAUUACCAUUUAAACUUUCCAUUUGAAGUGAAAUUUAUCCAAAGUUUAUUACCAGAUGCAUACUAUUUCUGUCAUGAUUUUUUUUGAAAUAUUAAAGAGUUUAUAGAUUAUUAAGUUUGCCUUUGGUAUAACAGUAAGUGAUGUUAGAGAUAGGGAGAUGAUUAGGCAUUUAUUAGAGCAAAGUGAGAAAGGAUGAGGGGACAAAUCAGUGAGUUUGAUGGGGGGAGAGUAGACAUAAUGAAGUAAAUGAGUAUAUGGUAUAUUGGGAAGAGAGCCAGAAAUGUAAUAGUAUAGUAGUAUGUUGACAGCUGUUGUGCCUACUAAUUUACUUUGUCUAGGCAUUGAGAAGUUGUUUAAACUAGAUUUUCUUCCAGAGGAGCUUAGAAUUUCAGAAGUGUUACAUCUUGUUGGUCAACUAAUUUAUGGUCUGUACUAUUAGGGGGGAAAACCCAAAACAUUUUGGCAUAGUAAUGGUAUUAACCUCAGUUACAUCAAUUAUUAUUUAUAUUAAUUCUUUGAAACGUUUAUGUGAAGUUGAUGAUUAAAAUUGAUCCCUGAAUCUUAUAAAUACUCUAGGAUAUAGGUGGCAAACACAAGGCCCGCAGGUUGAAUCUAGCCCUCCACUUUGUUUUAUCCAGCCCUACACCUUGUUCUUACCUGGCAGCAGCACCAAGCUCUCACUUGUUAAGGAGUGGUUACAUUUACACAAUCCUGAAAUUACAUUCAGUCCUUUGAAGAUGAUUACUGUGAAUGCUUCCUUGUUUCCUAGCUCCUUGGCCAACUCAUUAAUAGCAGUUGGAAAUGAUGGACUUCAAGAAAGAGACAGAAUGGUUCGAGCAUGCAUUGCUAUUAUCUGUGAACUAGCACUUCAGAAUCCAGAGGUGGUGGCCCUUCGAGGUGGACUAAACACCAUCUUGAAAAAUGUGAUUGAUUGCCAGUUAAGUCGAAUAAAUGAGGCCCUCAUUACUACAAUUUUGCACCUCCUUAAUCAUCCAAAGACCCGAAAAUAUGUGCGAGCUGACGUAGAAUUAGAGCGCAUUUUAGCACCCUAUACUGAUUUUCACUACAGACAUAGUCCAGAUACAGCUGAAGGACAGCUCAAAGAAGACAGAGAAGCAAGGUUUCUAUCCAGUAAAAUGGGAAUCAUAGCAACAUUCCGGUCAUGGGCAGGUAUUAUUAAUUUAUGUAAACCUGGAAACUCUGGCAUUCAGUCUUUAAUUGGAGUACUUUGCAUACCAAAUAUGGAAAUAAGGCGAGGUCUUCUUGAAGUGCUUUAUGAUAUAUUUCGUCUUCCUGUACCUGUUGUGACUGAAGAGUUUAUAGAAGCACUGCUCAGUGUAGAUCCAGGUAGAUUCCAAGACAGCUGGAGGCUUUCAGAUGGCUUUGUAGCAGCUGAGGCGAAAACUAUUCUUCCUCAUCGUGCCAGAUCCAGACCAGACCUCAUGGAUAAUUAUUUGGCAUUGAUACUUUCUGCAUUUAUUCGUAAUGGACUUUUAGAGGGUUUGGUUGAAGUGAUAACAAACAGUGAUGACCUUAUCUCAGUGAGAGCCACCAUCCUUCUAGGGGAGCUUUUACACAUGGCAAACACAAUUCUUCCUCAUUCACAUAGCCAUCACUUGCACUGCCUGCCAACCCUAAUGAAUAUGGCAGCAUCCUUUGAUAUCCCCAAGGAGAAAAGAGUGCGAGCCAGUGCAGCCUUGAACUGUUUAAAACGCUUCCAUGAAAUGAAGAAAAGAGGACCUAAACCUUACAGUCUUCAUUUAGACCACAUUAUUCAGAAAGCAGUUAUAACACACCAGAAACGGGAUCAGUAUCUCAGAGUUCAGAAGGAUAUAUUUGUUCUUAAGGACACAGAGGAAGCUCUUUUAAUGAACCUUAGAGAUAGCCAAGUCCUUCAACAUAAAGAGAAUCUUGAAUGGAAUUGGAAUCUUAUAGGGACCAUUCUUAAGUGGCCAAAUGUAAAUCUGAGGAACUAUAAAGAUGAACAGUUACACAGGUUUGUACGAAGACUGCUUUAUUUUUACAAGCCCAGCAGUAAAUUAUAUGCCAAUCUGGACCUGGAUUUUGCCAAGUCGAAGCAGCUGACAGUUGUGGGCUGCCACUUUACUGAAUUUCUUCUUGAGUCUGAAGAGGAUGGGCAGGGAUACUUAGAGGAUCUAGUAAAGGAUAUUGUUCAGUGGCUCAAUGCCUCAUCUGGAAUGAAACCUGAAAGAAGUCUUCAGAAUAAUGGUUUAUUGACUACUCUUAGUCAGCACUACUUUUUAUUUAUUGGAACACUUUCUUGCCACCCUCAUGGAGUCAAAAUGCUGGAAAAAUGCAGUGUAUUUCAAUGUCUCCUUAACCUUUGCUCCUUGAAAAACCAAGAUCACCUGCUAAAACUGACUGUUUCUAGCUUGGACUACAGCAGAGAUGGGUUGGCCAGAGUCAUCCUCUCCAAAGUCCUCACCGCAGCCACUGAUGCCUGCAGGUUGUAUGCAACAAAACACUUAAGAGUAUUAUUGAGAGCCAAUGUUGAAUUCUUCAAUAACUGGGGAAUUGAAUUACUAGUUACCCAGCUACAUGAUAAAAACAAAACAAUCUCUUCUGAAGCUCUUGAUGUCCUCGAUGAAGCAUGUGAAGACAAGGCCAAUCUUCAUGCUCUUAUUCAAAUGAAGCCAGCUUUAUCCCACCUUGGGGACAAAGGUUUGCUUCUCCUUCUGAGAUUUCUCUCCAUUCCAAAAGGGUUUACCUAUUUGAAUGAGAGGGGUUAUGUAGCAAAACAAUUGGAAAAGUGGCACAAGGAAUAUAAUUUAAAAUAUGUUGACUUAAUUGAGGAACAACUUAAUGAAGCACUUACUACUUAUCGGAAGCCAAUUGAUGGUGACAACUAUGUUCGUCGGAGUAACCAAAGAUUACAGCGUCCUCAUGUCUACCUGCCUGUACACCUUUAUGGACAACUGGUACACCACAAAACAGGCUGCCAUUUGUUGGAAGUACAGAAUAUUAUUACAGAACUCUGUCACAAUGUUCGUACACCAGAUUUGGAUAAAUGGGAAGAAAUUAAAAAACUGAAAGCAUCUCUUUGGGCCUUGGGAAAUAUUGGCUCCUCAAAUUGGGGUCUCAAUUUGCUGCAGGAAGAAAAUGUAAUUCCAGAUAUACUCAAACUUGCAAAACAGUGUGAAGUUCUUUCCAUCAGAGGGACCUGUGUCUAUGUUCUUGGGCUCAUAGCCAAAACCAAACAAGGCUGUGACAUUCUAAAAUGUCACAGCUGGGAUGCUGUACGGCACAGUCGCAAACACCUGUGGCCAGUGGUUCCGGAUGAUGUGGAGCAACUCUGCAAUGAGCUCUCAUCCAUACCAAGCACCUUAAGUUUGAACUCGGAGUCGACCAGCUCCAGACAUAACAGUGAGAGUGAGUCUGCACCAUCGAGUAUGUUCGUAAUGGAGGAUGACCGGUUUGGCAGCAGCUCCACAAGCACGUUUUUCCUGGACAUCAGUGAAGAUGCAGAGCCAGCCUUUUAUGAUCGGCCGGGACCUGUAAAGGAUAAAAAUUCAUUCCCUUUCUUUGCUUCUAGCAAACUUGUGAAGAAUCGUAUCUUAAAUUCACUUACAUUGCCUAACAAAAAACAUCGUAGUAGCAGUGACCCAAAAGGAGGGAAAAUGUCAUCUGAAAAUAAGACAAGCAACAGGCGGGUCAGAACACUUACGGAGCCCAGUGUUGACUUUAAUCAUAGUGAUGAUUUCACACCCGCAGUACAGAAAUCAUUACAAUUAGAAACUUCAUUUGUUGGGCAUAGGCACAUUGAAGACACUGGUAGUACUCCAAGUAUUGGGGAGAACGACUUAAAAUUUACCAAGAGUCUUGGUUCAGAGAAUCACAGAGAAAACACGAGCCGGGAAAGGUUAGUUGUGGAAAGUUCAACGAGUUCACAUAUGAAGAUACGUAGCCAAAGUUUUAACACAGACACUACAACAAGUGGGAUAAGUUCAAUGAGCUCAAGUCCUUCCCGAGAGACAGUAGGAGUAGAUGCUACGACUGUGGACACAGACUGUGGAAGUAUGAGUACUGUGGUAAGUACUAAAACUGUUAAGACCAGCCACUACUUGACACCACAGUCUAACCAUCUUUCUCUCUCCAAGUCGAACUCAGUGUCCCUUGUGCCUCCGGGUUCUUCUCAUACACUUCCUAGAAGAGCACAGUCCCUUAAAGCACCCUCUAUCGCUACAAUUAAAAGUCUAGCAGAUUGUAACUUUAGUUACACAAGUUCUAGAGAUGCCUUUGGCUAUGCUACACUGAAAAGGUUACAGCAACAAAGAAUGCAUCCAUCUCUAUCUCAUUCCGAAGCUUUGGCAUCUCCAGCAAAGGAUGUGCUCUUUACUGAUACCAUCACCAUGAAGGCCAACAGCUUCGAGUCCAGGUUAACACCAAGCAGGAUUGAUUUUAAAAGGAAGCAUGUCGGGGGAAUCAGGAGCUUAAGACCUACAAUAACAAACAACCUUUUCAGGUUCAUGAAAGCUUUAAGUUAUGCUUCGUUAGAUAAAGAAGAUUUAUUAAGUCCUAUUAAUCAGAAUACCCUGCAGCGAUCCUCCUCAGUGAGGUCUAUGGUGUCCAGUGCAACAUACGGGAGCUCAGAUGACUAUAUUGGUCUUGCUCUUCCAGUAGACAUCAACGAUAUAUUCCAGGUAAAGGAUAUUCCCUAUUUUCAGACUAAAAAUAUACCUCCACCUGAUGAUCGAGGUCCAAGAGUGUUUGCUCAUGAUGUGGGAGGUCUUCCAUCUGGAACUGGAGGUCUUGUAAAAAAUUCCUUUCACUUGCUACGACAGCAGAUGAGUCUUACGGAAAUAAUGAAUUCAGUCCAUUCAGACGCUUCUCUGUUUUUAGAAAGUACAGAAGACACUGGACUACAGGAGCACACAGAUGAUAACUGCCUUUAUUGUGUCUGUAUUCAGAUUCUGGGUUUUCAGCCCAGUAACCAACUAAGUGCAAUAUGUAGUCAUUCAGACCUUCAAGACAUUCCAUAUUCUGAUUGGUGUGAGCAGAGCAUCCAUAAUCCCCUAGAAGUGGUUCCCUCUAAGUUCUCGGGGAUUUCUGGCUGUAGUGAUGGAGUGUCUCAGGAAGGCUCAGCCAGCAGCACCAAGAGCACAGAACUGCUGCUGGGUGUUAAAACAAUUCCAGAUGAUACACCAAUGUGCCGUAUACUCCUUCGCAAAGAAGUUCUAAGAUUAGUCAUUAAUUUGAGUAGUUCAGUUUCAACUAAAUGUCAUGAAACUGGGCUUUUAACAAUUAAGGAGAAGUACCCGCAAACUUUUGACGACAUCUGCCUCUACUCGGAGGUGUCCCACUUGUUGGCGCACUGCGCAUUCAGACUCCCAUGUCGGAGGUUCAUACAAGAACUAUUUCAAGAUGUACAGUUUUUACAAAUGCACGAAGAAGCGGAGGCUGUGUUGGCAGUACCCCCAAGGCAGCCCAUAGUUGAUCCAUCGGCUGAGUCCUGACCUCACAUUUGCAGUGUGUAUAGACGGAUCCUAUAUGCACAUUCACAGUGUGCAGUUCAUACAUGCCUCAGAAGACGGCUGGUGGACUGGGCAGCAAGGACAGGAGGGUCCGUGUGUUCUGCGCCAGCAGAUUUGGCACACGGACAGCUGAAACUGCAGACUUCCAUACCAAGCAACGUCCUCUCUCCCCGCUGAGCCCUGUUAGGGGUUCAUUGUUCAUUACCACAGUUUCAAAAGUUUUAGUUCCCAUUAUAUACAAGAGCCAAGCACUGAAUUACCUACACAGGUUUUCUGUUUUUCCAUGUUAAACUCAGAGGAACAAUAACAGGAUACGCAGAAGCACCCUUCACACAGUUAUUUCUGAAUUCUUUUUUUAGGGUAAAUAAAAAGAUGCCUUGUUUGUUAACUAAGUCACGGAAACCCGGACUCAGCGUCUCUGAGGCGCAUCCUGUCCCCACAGUGGGGUGUGCUGUAACUGCCGGUGUGAGCGGGAGCUUUUCUUAAUGUUGUAACACUACUUCAAGGGUUGUGACCUCAAAGAGAGAGAAGCCUCAACGACCCGGGACUUAUAAGUUAUUUUUAUGUUAUUAGACUUACAUAAAGUUUCGUAUUUGUUUUCCUUCUCUUGAUGUGUUGUUGUUAUAGGCUAUUUGAACUGAUUAAGGUUUUUCACUACAGUUCCUGAUUAAAAUCAGAAAAUCAUGUUACAGUUCAGCUGUUUCCCACUUACAAAAUGCACAUAUGUGUUCAGUGGACUUCCAUUGUCAUCACCUUCCCAUAUCACCGUUUUAAAUAGGAACUUGAACGAGCACUAUUAAUUUAGAUGUAAAGCAGCAGAAAGCAUUAAAUGAUACUUUAAGGGAAAGAUAAGAUUGCCUACAGUUUACUGUACAUUCCACGGAAAAAGAAGAGCCACAUUUUUUUUAAAAAAAUGAUUAAUGACACUGUUAUUACAAUUAAAAAUUGUAGUGAAAAGCCUUAUGUACCAGAUUUUAAAGCAGCAGUAAUUUAAUUUUCAUAUCAGUGUUCUUCUUUUGCACAAACUAAAUGCAGUGAUAGGUGAGUUUAUGCAUACAGUAAUUGUCUUUAUCACAUUUGUGAAGUGGUUAAGUUGGUGAGGGCAAGGUUUUGUUUGUGUGUUUAAUUUGUAUAUGUCUAAAGAUACUUGGACAUCUUCACAGGAAUUACAUAUAUGCAAAUUUGUAUAUAAAACAGCAUGGCCAUCUUCAUUAGAAUGAUUGUAAAUGAAAGGAUUAUCUUUUUUUAGAUCUGUGUGUAAAUAGGAAGAAUCCAGCUGGACUGAUGAGGACCCUUUUCUAAUCCGUCCGUGUAUGCCAUUCUUAGUCACACAUCAGCUUUGACACAGUCCUCGUGCAUCGGUUAACACUUUCCCACGUUAUAAAUCCCUCUGAUAAUGGGCUUCUUCUCUGAGAUCUCUGUACAGAACCUGUGAACUAGAAAACAUAACUCACAGAGAUGCUUUGUAGAAAAUGUGCUGGCACUGAAAGUUCCCGCUGAGAUGAAGCCUUGCAUCUCCCUGUGUAACACCUCCUCGACUGCACUUCGGCAACUUGUUCUUACGUGCACUGUGUAGCAACUCACGUUCAACAGAGCAGAGAAGGGCUGGACGCUGCUGCUUGUGUUAAAAAGUGGUUCUUCAGAUUUUCUCUCAUAAACCUGGUUGAAGAUAAGACACACACUUUUUUACACUUCAACUUAUCACUGAACCCAAGUGUUUAUUUAAAUGUUGACAGUACUUUUAAGAACAUUGCCUGUCACCUUGGUCUUUGGUCUUGAAUGAUGAAAUUGCCUUCCAGAGAACCAAGCGUUAGAGAAACUUAGACCAGAUAGUAGUUAAAAACUCCAAAGGAGGUAAUGUAGUAAUCUUAUUUACAAUGGGAUUAACACAUUUUAGACAUUCAUUUCAACACUACCUCAGUUAAUAUAGAGUAUAAUCUGGGGUUUAAUCCCUCAGAAGUUAACAGUAACUCUUCGUUGUCACACACACACAUUACCCCAUCCCUGCACCCAAACUCACUCAUCCGCCCUGAAAUGAAGUCUUCAUUACUGUUACCAGAACAGUUUGUUUUUGACAGUUACUUUGAAAGACUUACGUGUAUACAUCAUAAUAUUUGCCUGUAGCACUUAGUUUGGGGGAGAUACUCAGAGCUUUGUGCUUAUCAGUAAUUUAAGGAAAAACUGUACUUAAAUGUAUAGUGCUAUUUGGUUUAUCCAUAUUUUACUGACAGGUCUAAUAUGUUUUCUUUGAGUACUUGUUUGCAUAAAGGUAGACAUUAAUGAUGAAAAAAGCUCACAUGCGUGCCAAGUGAUUAACUUAGGUGUUUAAAAAUAUUAUAGCAGAGAGGGUUAGGAAAGGUGUUGUUGGUAAUAGAAAUAAUUGAGAAAAUCAUCUAUAAAUAAUAUAUAUGCCAGACUAUAAAAUACCAAAAUAAUGUCAAUACUAUAGUUUUUAAAGAUUUUAGAAUUCUUAGUCCAUAUAAAUUUGUACUAAUGGUAAUUAUUGAUAAUUUGGAGGAAUUUGGACAGUUGUGCUGGUUGUAAACUGUGAAUUUCUCAUUGUAAAGUGAAUUGUUACUUCUAACUGAAAUUUUUUCAAGAACAAAUUUCAGCUUCACAUACUAAGUUAAUACUGAUAAAUAAGGAAAUUAGAAAUUAGUAUUCAUAAUUAAAUAUGAUCUAAGAUUUCCUAAACUUUUAUUUCCUGUUUAUGCUUAGCUAUAUUUGAGGGGGAAAGUCUCUUCUCUCUAAUAAAAAAGUUUUUAAUAAAGAUUGGUAGCAUAUGGACAUCCUGUAAGACAAGUGACAUUAGAAAAGCUCUCUGGAGCUAGAUAUAUACAUUAUUAGACUAGUUACUCUAAUGUCAUGUGUACCAGUCCUUUGAAAUGGUGGCUUUAAUAGUUUUCAGGUCUUUCCUCCAGAGCUUGAAAUAAUUGAAGCUGAAUUUUUCAGGGCAUGUUCCAGUGGCAGAGUGUCCACCAGUGAGGUGUCAGCGCUUACUCGGAAGUGUCUACUGCUGUUCAGAUAGGGAUUUCCAUUCCAUUCAGAGGAUGCCUUUUAUUCCCACAUUAAAGCACAGAUAGUUAAGCAAUAAAAACCAAUCAAAUUGUCAUCCAAAUUAUAACCACAGUUGUUGUUGCAUGGUGAGAGUAAGGUGCUAAUUCUGUGUGACAUGCACUUUGGAAGCUGCCUUGGAAGAGGCCCUUUGGAAGUGAGGGGUUUCCCUUGUCCUGUGCUUCCAGUGUUGUCUCAAAUUCGCCACUAAAACAUGGGGGAAACAAAUUGUAGAAUUGCCGAGAGUUUUAUAAGAACAGCUAUUGGAAUAAAAGGGUAUAUCAGAUUUUCCAGAAUGUAAGUUGGGGAAGUUCUCCCUUGUCUCCCCGUUCAGGAAGUACAUUAUUACUGGUUCCAGUGCAAGUUUCAUGAUAAAAGCAUGCCAGUGAAAUUCAUAGCAGUGCUUAUCAAACAAUAUUGAAAUUGGAGAAUCUUUCUAGGAAUGUUCGUUUUUUCUUUUUGUUCCAGGUUCCCAGGGGAUUUUUCAUUCAUAGUAGGUUUAUAUGACUCACACAGAAUGUGGAUUUUCCCCCUUUGGAGUAUUUUGGUAAAGUAGGUGGAUAGCUAUGCCACAUCAUGCAUAAAUUGCACAUUUUGACUUUCUUUAUAAAAUAUUUAAUUUGAAAUACAUAAUUUAUGCCAAAAAGUAUACCUUGUUAUUUUGCCACUGAACAGGUUGAUUUAGCACAAAAUGGAAAGUUUUGGGGCAGAGAGGGUUGGGGAUAAAAAUUUUUCAUAGAUGACAGUUGAAAAAUAUUCCAUUACUGGCCUGUCAGAAACCCUGAAGCUGCAUUGUAAAACAGAUAGUGUAAAUUAGUUUUGAAAAUGGUAAGGGGUUGUGAAAAAAUCUCAGAUUAAUACUCCCUGACCAUAGGAUUUUCUUUUUUUUUUUUUAUUUAGUAAUACGCUGCUACAUAUUUGGAGGUUCUGGUGUUUGUAGGUCACUGAACAGACAUUGAAAUAUGAUUUAUAUUGUAUAACUGUAACAUAGAAAGAAAAAGUAUUUAUAUAUUUUCUGUAAGAAUAUUUCAUUGAGUUGUGUAUAAUUUAAAUAAGGUUUGUCCCCAAAUGGUUUUGCUUAACCUUGAUUUUUUUUUGUGUGGUUUUCUUGUUUUUGUAUAAUGUGUACAGUUUAUGUCAAGGGCAUUAAAAGCCUCCUGAAACAUAAUCUUAUCAAAGGGAUACAUUCUUAAUAAAAAGUACUUAAAAUUCUUAAA